GGUUGCCGACAUGUACAAAUGGUCUUCUACUUUUUUUUAAUGACAUUCACUUACUGUAUGAGAUCAGUACUAUCAGUUGCUAUAGUUGCGAUGAAUGAUCCAAAAACAUCAAUAAACAAAGACAUUGAAGUUUACGACUGGGACAACCAAAGCGUGGUGCUAUCUGCCUUCUUCUGGGGCUACGUCCUCCUGCAAGUCCCCUCAGCUCAAUUAGGUAAAAAAUUCGGGGCUAAAUGGAUGCUGGUGGGGUGCACCUCCCUCGAUUCCCUGUCUUGCAUCCUCAUCCCCGUGAUGGCCAGCCGAUUCGGUUCUACGGGGGUGAUGAUUUGCCGCGUUUCCCAAGGCCUGGCCCAAGGGGGGGUGGCCCCCUUGGUGCACACGCUGCUGGGAUGUUGGGCCCCGCCUAGCGAGAGGUCUGUCAUGGCAACAGUCGCCUAUACCGGUGGGACCUUUGGAAUCAUCUUAUGUCUGCCGAUAACAGGGGUGAUUUGCUCGGGAUAUUGGGGCUGGCCGGCUUCCUUUUACCUCUUCGGAUCUCUGGGCUUGAUGUGGGCCUUGGCCUGGUCUGUAUUCGGAGCAGACACACCCAGUACACACAAGACCAUCAGCAAUAUCGAAAGAAAAUACAUAGAGACCAGUUUGGGACAAAUAGAAUACAAAGUAUGUGGGUUAAAUCAUUCAUUAAAAAGAAUAUUCUCAGAUACGAAUAUGAACAUAAAAAAAAUGGAUAUCUAUCGGGUUGGUCACAUAAAAACCGGAAGUUUUUAUUUUCCUCGUGGUUUCAUCAUUUCUCAACCGAAUUCGAAUUUCUUGGCGUCGUUUCAUAGCUAA
Phaedon cochleariae (mustard beetle) is the source of this 831-nucleotide messenger RNA. Lineage: Eukaryota; Metazoa; Arthropoda; Insecta; Coleoptera; Chrysomelidae. The record is from the annotation of a GenBank genome assembly.